Molecule: messenger RNA, 2244 nt
Organism: Parnassius mnemosyne (clouded apollo)
Lineage: Eukaryota; Metazoa; Arthropoda; Insecta; Lepidoptera; Papilionidae
Source: the annotation of a GenBank genome assembly
AUGGAAAUAGAAGAAAGCAUAAAAACCAAUCCUAAGUGUUACAAAUGUCACCUGCGGUUAAUGGGAGCAUUAAAUAUUGAAUAUAAUACAUCAAGCUCAACGUUUAUUUUGUGGAAUAAAUAUGAGAUAUUUGUUUAUGAGAAUCUUACUUUUGGAAGUGCAUGUAAAGUGUUUGUACCGGAAUUUCAAAUUUAUCAUUUGAUUUCAUCUAAUAAUUUCAUUGUUUGCUUAGAUUAUACUGGUAAUGUGCACACGAUAUCUAUGAAAUUUAAACAUACAACACAAAAAUAUGUUAAAGCUAAUUUUUUACCUCGAGAACAAUUAGUUUUGAUUUGUGUACCUUACACUGCUGAUAAAGUAUUAUGUUUAAAACUGGAACAGAAUAUUUACUACUUGUGUAUUCACAAUUUUAAUUCGGAAUUCGAACUGGUAAAAAAAGUCAAAAUUGUAUCCAAUGUUGAAUUCUCCCAAUAUGAUAUGAAACUCCAAAAAUUAUGUAUUUUAAAGUGCCACAAAAUACCACUACAUCAGUUGGAAAACGUAAUUCAACUAUUUAAUAUAAAUAAAAAUAUUUGGAAAGAUUAUUCAUUAAUUAUUAUUAGUUUCGAUAGAAGAAAUUUGUUCGGAUGUUUAUAUUCAUCAAAAAUGACAGAAGAUGAAAUAUCAUUAAUAAAACUAUACACAACUCCUUCAGAAAUCUGUGAUAUAAAAAUAACUGAAGAAAAUCAAUUAUUACAGAUUAUAAUUGGUUUAAUAGCUGGUACUUUGAUUAGAUUAACUGUUGGCAGUAGUUGUAAAGCUACAGAUAUAGUUCAUUUAAAUGCAGCUAUAUCAAAAUGUGCAGCAUUUAAUGACACUAUUAUAUAUACAGAUGGAGUUUCUAUGUGGAAGUCUGAGAAUACAUUUGUGGCUGAUAUAAAAUUUCAACAAUUAGUUGUGUGGCAAGUAAAAGAUUUUGUGCGUUUUGGUGAUCAGAUACUUUGUACUACAUUUACAAAUUUAAUUUAUUUAUUGAUGCUUGAUGAUGAGACUUCAUAUUUAAAAACAUCUGUAAAUGAAUAUUGCGAAGCUGGAAAUGUUUUAGAUAAUUCUGGAUAUUUGUACAAAAUCUUAGAGGAAGUUGAUAGAAAUGACAAACUUGCAAAGAAAAUUAAGGAAGAAAGCAAUUAUAUAACAGCAUUAUCCUUAUCAAAUCGUCCUGAUAUAUUGGAUAAGGUUAUAGGGUAUUCUGUGGUUGUUUAUGAAAAAUAUGAAGAAGUACUUAAGGAAGGUGUAGAGUUAACUUUGACAGAGAAUAUCAAUGAAUACUUUGUGAAUAAUUUGUUUUAUUUUUUAAUAAAAAUCAAUGUUUCAUUUGAAAAACAAAAAAUAAGUGAUGUUUUACUACAAGUAUUAAAGGAUUUAAUGAUUCAUGUGACAAUGUUGUCUGGACAAAAAGUAAUUAAAACAACAAGUAUAAAGGUGUUGGAUGAACUAAAAAACUUUAAUAUACUUGUUCCAUUAAGUAGUAGAAUCAUAAAUUCGACUGUGGAUGUAAAUAUUAAGAUUGUAAAAAGAAUACCAGGAGCAUUUGCCGAGGAACAAGUAUUAUGGACAAUUAUGCAUCAAAAACAAAUAUCUCUUAAUUCUGAGCAUUUCAUAAAAUCAAAAGUUAUUACAAAAAAUAUAAUUUUUUUGAAAGAACCAGAAUAUUCUGUUGAAGAUACAAUUCAUCAUGUUUCAUACAAUCACAAUAAGCAUUUGUUUAAAUUUACUGAUAUAUCAAAUUUAAGACAAUUAGAUGAGUGGUCUUUCUACAUGAAACUGCCAAAGAAUUAUGAAGAAGCAUUUAAAAAUGAAACUUUCUAUAAACAGAAGUUUAGUUAUAAUAAAGCAACACAAUUAUUACAAGAAAACACAUCGGAAGAAUUUAUCAAAGGAUUAAACAACAUUAGUUUUGAAACAGGAAACAAUAAAGUAAAAAUUGAAGUCAUCAAUGAUGGAUUCUUAAGCACCUCACUUAAAAUUACUAGCAAAGAUAUGAAAAUAGGCUUAGACUUAAGAAAUUUCUACAGUGAUCUGACUUAUAACAAUUUCAAAGAAUAUAGACCUGGCAAAGAGUUUGUCAGAUAUACUUUAUAUACUACAGUUGAAAAUUUCCAGAAAGCAGUAAAACAGAGCAUUACUGAAGGCUUUAAAAAUGAAAGAUUGAAAGUCCUAUUAGAACAGUUUCAAAGAGAUGUAUUCUGUGCUUUGCCUUUAUGA